Messenger RNA from Trichoderma citrinoviride, 2151 nucleotides. RefSeq names its product serine/threonine protein kinase. Gene Ontology annotation, biological process: protein phosphorylation. Gene Ontology annotation, molecular function: ATP binding; protein serine/threonine kinase activity. The record is from RefSeq and is a predicted model, not a curated record. Bases 1 to 2151 code for a protein of 716 amino acids. Lineage: Eukaryota; Fungi; Ascomycota; Sordariomycetes; Hypocreales; Hypocreaceae. The transcript has 4 exons.
AUGUCUGGCCCUGAAAGCGCACAUGCUGGAGGUGGCUUCGACCUUCUGCGGAGGGCAACUCAAGCAAUGAUGUCAAAAUCCGCCGCGACGGAAGAGGAGGGUACGGACCAUAUCGGCUUCGAGACCCCUCGGUCUGGCGUAGCCACUCCUCAUCCCGACCCUCAAGAUAAACGCCUGCCCGGAAUCACGAGCUACUUUGCCCAGAGCGGCCCGCCUACCCCUACCAGAGCCCUCUCCACGGCCAAUUCAACCGCAGAGGCCAGGGAGACUACUCCCAAUGGAGCCAGCAACGAUGCAGCCAGCAAUGAUGCAACCAGCAACGAUGGGGCAGAGACGAGCAGCGGCACCCAAACCCCCAAGAACUCUGGCUCUCAAUCCUCGUCUGCCAAGGGGAGGCUGACCAUCAAGAUCGUCGAGGCGCGGGGUAUUCGCAAGAGCCGCGACCCCUAUGUCGUCGCUGUUUUCCAGCGGAGUGAGCUCAUCUCUGAUGGUCCGCAUGAGAUCGAGGAGGAGGAGCAUGCCGUAGGAACACCGUCUGGCCUUGGCGCGAUCCCCAUGAAGCGUCAGGUCAGCGAUUCUGGCAGGCCCAUGGCGAUUCCGAUGCGCAGCCGCCAGAGCAGCAACACCAGCAUCAGCGACUACAACACGUUCCGCAACCGGAACACGAAGACCCUCUACUCGAACCCUAAGUGGGACGCAGAAGCAGUCUUCGAUGUUGUCGACUCGGAUAUGCUGGUAGACAUUUCAGUCUAUGACCGCGCCGCGAACGGGGAUGAAUUCCUGGGUCAUCUCAAUAUUGAGGCAAAGAAGGACGGCCCUGUUAAGGGGUGGUUUGCGUUGCAAGGACACGCCAACACGACUGUCGACAACAUUCCCACCGGCGAGAUAUACGUCGAGAUUACCUAUCAGAAGACGGAACGGAAGCACUUCGGCCCCAGCGACUUUGAGAUCCUCAAGCUCAUCGGCAAGGGCACAUUUGGCCAAGUGUACCAAGUUCGGAAGAAGGAUACAGGGCGAAUCUAUGCCAUGAAGGUCCUGCAGAAGAAGGUGAUUGUUCAGAAGAAGGAAGUGGCACACACCGUAGGCGAGCGCAACAUUCUUGUGCGCACGGCCACGUCGGAUUCACCCUUUAUCGUCGGGCUCAAAUUCUCGUUCCAAACCCCCUCUGAGCUGUACCUGGUGACAGACUACAUGUCUGGUGGAGAGCUGUUUUGGCAUCUCCAGAAGGAAGGCCGAUUCGACGAGAAGCGAGCCAAGUUCUACAUUGCCGAGCUCAUCCUCGCAAUCCAGCAUCUCCACAACAACGACAUCGUCUACCGAGAUCUCAAGCCCGAGAACAUUCUCCUGGACGCCAACGGCCACAUUGCCCUCUGCGACUUUGGGCUGUCCAAGGCGAACUUGACAAAGAACGACACCACCAAUACCUUUUGCGGAACCACGGAGUAUCUCGCGCCCGAGGUUCUUCUCGACGAGUCCGGAUACACCAAGAUGGUGGACUUUUGGUCGCUGGGCGUCUUGGUAUUCGAGAUGUGCUGCGGAUGGAGCCCCUUCUACGCUGAGGACACACAGCAGAUGUACAAGAACAUUGCCUUUGGCAAGGUUCGGUUCCCGCGUGACACCCUCUCUCAGGAGGGCCGCAACUUUGUCAAGGGGUUGCUUAACAGGAAUCCCAAACACAGACUAGGAGCGACGGACGAUGCCGAAGAGCUGAAACGCCACCCCUUCUUCAACGACAUUGACUGGAACCUCCUGGCCAAGAAGCUCAUCUCGCCACCCUUCAAGCCCAAGUUGAAGUCGGCAACCGAUGUGUCAUACUUUGACCCGGAGUUCACCACGGCGCUGGAUCAGAACGGCUCUCUCAACGAGCGGGCAGCGGCGCUGGCUAGAGGCUACGCUGCAUCUACCCCUCUCUCACCGUCGGUGCAAGCCAACUUCCACGGCUUCACGUACGUUGAUGAGAGCGCGCUGGACGACCACAUGCGCGACUCUUCGAGGGUGGACGACGAGGAUAUGGAUGACGCUCACGCCAAUGGUGACGACGACUGGGACAAUCUUGAUGAUAUCGAUCCCAGAAAAUCCAACAGGAUGAGCGGCGUCUUGAAGUCUGGACACGACGAGCAAAUGGUUGGAGGCUCGCAUUUUGACCCAUAA